Molecule: messenger RNA, 1300 nt
Organism: Symsagittifera roscoffensis
Lineage: Eukaryota; Metazoa; Xenacoelomorpha; Acoela; Convolutidae
Exons: 8
Coding region: 1-942 (313 amino acids)
Source: RefSeq, a predicted model, not a curated record
AUGUCAACUCAGAAUAAAGUUGACCAAGUGUCGCCUCAACUACAGCCGCCAUGUGCACCGGGAUCGCUUUGUGGAGUGGCCCAUGACCAGGGAUCAUUCCAGUUGGGUGGAAUGGUACUUGAUGAAACUUAUCUCAUUGAAUACUGGGUCAACGCGCCAGCACUGGGAAAUGAGAACAGCGUGAGGUCGCGGCUGACGUAUCAGAACAGAAACUAUACCGUUGCUGGCCACUUCGAUGUCACCCAUUCUGGUAAUCUCAAAUUGUGUCCUAAUAUUCUUCCAAUCGUGCUGCAAGUUGACGGAGCCGGGCAAUAUGACAGAGUCAGGUUCUUUGAUGGUACCGGAAGUGAAGUAAUGGGUCCGAUCCUUGUGGGAGACGAGUUAGAGGCGACUCAGUAUGAUUCGACUGUUCCCCCCAAAUACUUUGUUUCUAUUUUGGACGGUAGCCAGAUAAAUCAUAAAAUUCAUGUUCAGCUGCUUAAUUCUGCUACCGACUAUUAUGGACCUCUGAAGAUGUUUACAGUGCUGGAUGCUGAAUUCUUAAAGAAGUCAAACAGAACAAUCAAGUUGUGUGUUUUUACGGACAGCGGAGGAGGUGGAGAACUGAGCGCAGAUGAAAGCGUUCUUGCCGAAUUCAAGAGCCCAUUACCAGCUAACGAUACACUUUGUGAAACAAUUAUAUCUGGAUAUAUAGAGGAGGAAACCAACGUUUGUGUCGACCUGAUUUGCAAGCCGCCUGUUUGCCCCGAAGAUAUAUCUACCUUCUACAGGUUCUCGCUGACGAUGAUAGGAGAUGUUAAAUGGAAGAUCGACGACGAAACUCUUCUUAAGGUCAAAAUUAUACCCCAGCAAACUGAACUGAGAAUGAGUCUGGAAGAUAUAGAUACAGAAAAAAAUGAAGUACACGACAUGCAGUUCGAUAGAAUGAUCGGAAAAAAAUAAAAGAAUAUAAUCAGUGUUGAUAGAGAUCGCGUGUUGGGCAGAAUAAAAAGCAACCAGUCUUACUAAAAACAGCGUUCAGGGUCCAAAAAUACCCGAUUUUGAUAUAUUUGAUUGCAUAAGUUUGACAGAUAGAGUCUUCUAUACUUUAUUUUACGAAGUGGCUUGACAAUUUCCAUGGCAUUUGAUGUUCCUGGAAUGAUUUAAACUUAUGAAUAUUUCAUGCUAAAACUGCGAUUGCUGCCAGAAAGCGUGUGACUUGUUCAUGGUGUGAAUAUAUAAGUUUUCUUAGUUAUUUUGGAUCUAAUGUUUCUUUUUCUAUAACCUUCAGCGAGAGCUCGAUUAAAUUGGAACAUACACU